Molecule: messenger RNA, 499 nt
Organism: Myotis brandtii (Brandt's bat)
Lineage: Eukaryota; Metazoa; Chordata; Mammalia; Chiroptera; Vespertilionidae
Product: poly [ADP-ribose] polymerase 14-like
Exons: 2
Coding region: 30-437 (135 amino acids)
Biological process (GO): negative regulation of gene expression
Cellular component (GO): cytoplasm; nucleus
Molecular function (GO): NAD+ poly-ADP-ribosyltransferase activity; transcription corepressor activity
Source: RefSeq, a predicted model, not a curated record
GGCAGUCCUACCAGAUAAAGAAAAAAACCAUGGAUGACAAGAAUGGCAAUACACAAAAUGAGCAGCUGCUCUUCCAUGGGACAGAUGCUGACUCCUUGCCACAUGUCAAUCAACAUGGCUUUAACCGCAGUUAUGCAGGAAAGAAUGCUGUGGCAUAUGGAAAGGGAUCCUACUUUGCUGUCCAUGCCAAUUAUUCUGCCCAUGAUACUUACUCCAGACCAGAUGAAAAUGGGAAAAAGCAUAUGUAUUAUGUACGUGUGCUCACUGGAUUGUACGCACCUGGAAAUCAUUCAUUACUUGUACCUCCUCCAAAGAAUCCUGAAAAUCCUCUUGACCUGUAUGAUACUGUCACAGAUAAUGUGAGCACUCCAAGUUUAUUUGUGGUAUUUUAUGACUACCAGGCUUACCCAGAAUACCUCAUUACUUUUAAAAAAUAACAUUUUGGUAUCCUUCACAGAAGGCAUUAAUUACCUACACAAGCGAUUUUCAACCUUUUCAA